Neogale vison (American mink) is the source of this 3183-nucleotide messenger RNA. It is a transcript of the gene SAMD15, whose product is annotated as sterile alpha motif domain containing 15. The record is from RefSeq and is a predicted model, not a curated record. NCBI's taxonomy places the organism in Eukaryota, Metazoa, Chordata, Mammalia, Carnivora, Mustelidae. Gene Ontology annotation, molecular function: protein binding. The coding region runs from base 150 to 2234 and encodes 694 amino acids. The transcript has 3 exons.
UUGAUCGCAGGUUUUUAGUCACGGUUUGACAGAACAAACAAAACCUGGGGAAAAUUCAGGAAGACUCGGCCGGAAAUCAUGGUAUCCAUAGAGACGCUAUCGGAAGUUGGGGUUGCUAGGAGGCCUGGGCGCGUCGGCUAACGUGCGUCAUGGCUGAAGUCCCAGAGCCUGACGUUUCCGGCCCAGUGGAAGGAGAAGAUCUGGAGUAUGAGGUCGAACUGCCUACGGCUCUUAAAGUGGCUCAAGACCCCGAAACUGACACGAUGGCAGAGGGAGGCCCGGAGCUGCCUGUAGAGACUGACCAGGAACCCCCGCCAGAGAUGGAGGAAAAAGAGCUCAAAGUGGGGGCGCCGGAGAAUAUACACCUACACGCAAAACCGACCAGCACGUCCAAGGAGGAGAUACCCAAGGAGUCCGAGAGAGACCUUCCUAGCGAGACUGAGCCAGGGAUGCCGCAGGAGGCAACGUCAGAGACAUGGAGAGAGAUGGGAGAAGAGCUUUUCAAGGAUUCCGAGGUCCUUAUGGAUGAUAAAGAGGAGCCAGAUUUAGAGCCACCGGAGGAGGCCAAAUUAGAUGUUACAGAGGAUGUACUCACAGAGUCAGAUAAGGAAACAGAUCUGGAGCUCCCAGAGGAGACAGAGUCUGAAGUUUCAGGGGCCUCGUUCAGUGAGUCAAGAUUAGAGUUGCUACAAAAGAACAUACUGGAGGUUCUGGAGGAUUCAUUUAAAAAGCAAUAUGCAGGAACAGGUCCAGAACCUCCGGAGCAGACCAAACCUGAAUUUCUAAGCGAGAAACCAAGAAAAUCAGUUGAGGAGGCAGAUCUGCAGCCGCCAAGGAUGACCAUUCCAGAGGAAGCACAAAGAAAAUCACCUGAGGAGAAAGGGACAGAGCCACCUGAACAGACUAAACCAGAGUUUCCAAAGGGGAAGCGAAGUAAGGCUACUGAGGAGGCAGGUGUAGAGCCACCAGAAGAGACUAAACCAGAGAAUCCAGAGGAAGACCGAAGAAAAUCAACUGAGGAGAAAGUUGCAGAGCCACUCGGAGACACCAAAUCAGAAUUUCCUGAGGAAAAAUCAAGAAAAUCAGUUGAGGAAAUAGGUUUAGAGCCAUCAGGAAAGACCAAACCAGAAGCUGAAGAGGAGACACUGAAAGAGUCAACUGUGAAGAAAGUUUUAGAACCAGUAGAGGACACUCAACCAUCAGAUCAAAAAGAUAAGCAGAGAAAAUCAACCGAGGAGACAGGGCUGGCACCACCACAGAAGUCCCAAUCAGAGGAGACAAUAAGAAAGUCAGGAGAAGAGAAUGAUCUAGAGCCAAAGUUUCCAAAGAAAGAACCAAGAAAAUUAACUGAGGAAACAGGUCAAAGGCCACCACAGAAAACCAAACCAGAGGUUCAAGAGAAGACACAAACAGAAGAAACUAAAGAGAAAGAUCUAGAAUUACCAGAUAAAGCCCAACUGCCACUAAGAAUAGUGUCAUAUACAGAAUUUUUCAAGGAAGAUAGGCCAAAACCAGUCAAAUUUAAAUAUUCCCCAGACAAAGAUAAGCUAGAACACUCUGACUAUGAAACAAGAAAGUGGUCAGUAAAAAAAACCAAGGCUAAAAGAGAGUCCACGUUUGAGUCUCUGAGAGUAAGUAAAGUAGACUCAAUGAGGGUAAGUAAUGAGUUUUCUAAAGAUUUUAAUGGACUGUUGGAAGUUACUGAUGAUUUACACUCUUACCUCUCAGACUCUCAGAGGGAUUUAAGAGUGUCUUUUAGUGAAAAAGUUGUAGAAUUGUCCCCAGAGAUGAAACAGGGCCCCAAAGAUGAAGAAACCCAGCCAAAAGAAAGUACUGAACUACAAUUUGAAUAUCUUAAAUGGAGCCCAGAGAAAGUUGCAGAGUGGAUUAGUGAGCUAGGCUUCCCUCAGUACAAGGAGUGUUUUACCACAAACUUCAUCUGUGGUCGAAAGCUCAUUCACGUAAACUGCUCAAACCUCCCUCAGAUGGGGAUAACAGACUUUGAGGACAUGAAGGCAAUUUCUCGGCACACACGGCUGCUCCUCGGAAUUGAAGAGCCAUUGUUCAGCCGUACCAUCACCCUGCCCUACAGGGACAAUAUCGGCUUAUUUUUAGAGCGAAAAGGUCACGCUGGGGUAAAAUCUGAUUCCUUGACCUUCUCUGAAUUUGUGCAAGCAGAAGGAUUACAGGAUUAUGCUCCAAAAAUAACCACCCCCGAAGAGAAGGAAGCAUAGCGUGACACUGAACUGUAGGGGAAAGCUGUUUCACUCACCUUGGAAGAUCAAACUGAACUACUGGGGGGGAAGAAGUGUGUUCUUUCGGGUUCUCUUCUCUUCUUCAUUAAGGAUUAGAGUUAGAACUUCUGGUUCCACUUCCAGUUCUAUCACCACCUCUCAGCACUUUCUCUUUGUUUGUGUUUCAAGUUAGCCCCAUGUUUAAGCAAAGGUAGCAAUAUUUCUCUUUCUGGGUAAUUCUUGAGAAAUUCUAGAAAUGCAUCUGGUCGUAGGAACAUAUUAGAGAAAUGGAAUUAAAAGUAAAAUCUCCCGCCAACCCGAAUAAGGUUCUCUGCAAAUGCAGAAAAAGAAACAGUUGUAUUAUUGAAUCAGCACUAAAUCAGCAGUGUUGGGCAUCACAGGCAAGGGAAGUUGCUAAAGAUUAUGAAGUCAAGGAAAUGCCACCCUUUUAGGUAACCAGCCAAAGGAAGAAUAAAAUUUCUCAUAUCUUGAUGACAAACAGGAAGUUACUAUGUGGAGUCAGGCACGUGGGUCAGGGAGACAGGGUGCCGUCCUCCCCAGUGCUCCCAUUUCAAAGACAUGGCUCCAAAGCCUCCCAAACACACAGUCUUGGAAUAAAAAACCAGCCGGUGACUUCUUCAACUUGUUAGAGGAUUUACAUACAUCUCAAAAACAGAGAAAGGAUUUAAAUUACAUGUUUUCUAAAGAAAAUAUUUUAAGAAAAGGGGGGAGGGGAGUCUUUCCCUUUCUGCAUUAGAGAAAAAAGGUUUUUAGUAUUUUUAAAAAUUUAUAUUUAUCCUUACAAUGUGGCUUACAGAAGUACCACUGACUAUGGAAUAGGGACUGGGGUUUAUUUACAAGACUCUUCUAUGUGGUACCUUCCAGACCUUUAUAAAAUGAAAUUCAAGGGGUGCCUGGCUGGCUCAAUUGGUAGAGAAUGCACUCUUGA